Molecule: messenger RNA, 800 nt
Organism: Musa acuminata AAA Group (dessert banana)
Lineage: Eukaryota; Viridiplantae; Streptophyta; Magnoliopsida; Zingiberales; Musaceae
Product: NAC domain-containing protein 2-like
Exons: 3
Coding region: 42-617 (191 amino acids)
Biological process (GO): regulation of DNA-templated transcription; system development
Molecular function (GO): DNA binding
Source: RefSeq, a predicted model, not a curated record
UAUCGGAGUGCGGGAGAAGUGAGGCUUUGCAUCCCAACAACAUGCCGGUGCCGGCAGGGUUCGUCUUCAACCCGAGCGACCAAGACCUGUUGUGGUACUACCUCGCGCCCAAGGUGCUCGGACGACGCAUUCCCGAUAAGGCGGCCGUGAAGGAGACGGACAUCUACCACGUCGACCCUGACAGGCUCACCAUAAAUACUCGUAGUUCUGAUGGGAAGUGGGAUUACUUCUUUGUGCGAAGGGACCUCAGCGAGAAGAGUCGACGCACGCCAAAUGGGUUCUGGAAGGAAGUGGGCGAAGUGGAGACUAUCAAUGCCGUGUUCUUGGGCGGCAUAAUUGGAUUCAAGAGGUCUUUUGUGUUCGUCGAAGGAACAGAGGACGAUCCUGGGGCGAUCACCCGUUGGGAGAUGGCGGAAUACCGUCUCAACCAGGAGAGGCAUCUGCUGAGGAAUGACGACAACCCUGAGAGGAACAACUAUGUCGCCUGUAGAGUAUAUCUGGAGAAUGAACCAAUAAGUGAGUGUACCGUAGACUCGGCCUGUCGCCAAGAUGCUGAAGAAGACGAUGAUGAUGAUGAUGAGAAUACCGAAGUGGACAGCAGCGGAGUGAGGAAAUGAGAUGUGACCGAAGAAGACAAUUACCCAGUUGCCCCAGCCCAGGUUGCGGCACUGAACUGCUUGCUCUUAGUUGUUUAGCCAACUUCCGCUUACAUCUUGUUUUCCUCACAAGGGUUCCUGGACUUGGUGACAAUUGAUCUCCAGCUGGUUACAAGUGUCAUUCUUUAAAUCAAAGAAUUCUGA